Messenger RNA from Mizuhopecten yessoensis (Yesso scallop), 4281 nucleotides. RefSeq names its product fermitin family homolog 2-like. Bases 375 to 2537 code for a protein of 720 amino acids. NCBI's taxonomy places the organism in Eukaryota, Metazoa, Mollusca, Bivalvia, Pectinida, Pectinidae. The transcript is spliced from 13 exons. Gene Ontology annotation, cellular component: cell-substrate junction. The record is from RefSeq and is a predicted model, not a curated record. Gene Ontology annotation, biological process: cell-matrix adhesion; integrin-mediated signaling pathway. Gene Ontology annotation, molecular function: integrin binding.
AUUCCGUUUAACGGCAGAUGGGAAGUUCUCUGAACGUAGAUAAUUCACUUCCAUAUAGGGCAAGCAGUUUGAGUCAUUUGAGGUACACGAAUGGUAUUUUUGGUGGUGUGUGUUUGGGUUUUGUGAUCUGUGUCAAGUUUUCUUUUGUUUAUCACGAGGUCAGGAGAGGUUGCCGGGGACAUUCUAAUUGUAUAAGGACGCCAUUGGAAUGAGAGAAUGUCAAUUCCUAACCUCCCGUGAAUUGGGUUUGGAUUAAGCUUUGGUUAUGUUUUCAAGACGGGAUUUACCUGUUUAGAGGAUUUAUCUGUGUGGAUUCUUAAUAACGAACAGGCAGUGUGUAUUGGCUUGUGUAUUGCAAGAAAUAGAACGUGAAGAUGGCCAGCGCGGACGGGUCAUGGAAUUUGACCAUCACAGUUACGGAUUUACAGGUGGAGCGAACCCUCCGGGUGACAGGGGACCUGCACGUGGGCGGGGUCAUGGUCCAGCUCGUGGAGGCUCUUGAUAUUGCAAUGGACUGGUCAGAUCAUUCACUGUGGUGGCCGGAGAGAAACACAUGGUUGACAAGGUCAAGGUCAACUCUAAACCAGUACAAUGUACAGGCUGAUGCCAAACUACACUUUACACCCAUGCACAAAAAUGUGCGAGUGCAGCUUCCUGACCUGCAGAUCAUCGAUCAAAGAAUGGACUUCUCAAAGAAUGUUUUCUCAGCUGUCAUACUGCUCUGUAAAGAAUUAGGUAUACGACAUCCCGAGGAACUAUCCAUUAUGAGGUACCUGGACAAAGAUGACCUAAAGAAGAGUAUAAAAGAAAAUUUAAACCAAAAGAAAAAGAAAGACUCGAAGGAUGAAUUGGUAAUGGGUGUGAAUGGAAACGGUACUGUGCAUCACUCAUCGUCCGGCAGUCUGGAUAGGCUGAGUCCUUUCAGCAGGAGUCCAGCAGGACCCUCUCCUAACAAUACAUUAAGUAGGACACCAGGUUUGACCCCAGGACCUACAAUGACCCCUGGAGUCAGCUCCUAUAGUGCAAAUUCUGUGUCGCCCUAUAAUACGUUCAACAGCACCUUCAACGCCAACGGGACAAUGUCACCAGGGUCCAUGUACAGUCUGUCUUUUGAAAGCUGUAUGGAGAAUGCUCUCGCCAACAGUCCGCCAGUGUCCAUCAGAGACGCUCAACCCUACCUCUACAAGCCAAAGAAUUAUGUAGAGAAAGCUAGAAUUAAUUACUCGUGGCUGGAUUCCUCUAAAUCUCUGAUGGAGCAGGGCAUCCGGGACAAUGAUUUUGUCCUCCUCAAAUACAAGUUCUUUUCUUUUUAUGACUUAAACCAAAAAUAUGAUGCUGUCAGGGUAAACCAGAUCUUUGAGCAGGCCAAGUGGAAUAUCUUGUCAGAGGAAGUGGACUGUACAGAGGAGGAGAUGAUGAUGUUUGCUGCUCUACAGCUGCAGAUCCAGACACAGGCAAGUCAACCACAGCCCAAUGACUCCAUGAUGGACAAUGGUGGUCACUCACUGGACACAGACGACAUAGAUGCUGACCUCACAAACCUAGAGGAGUCAUUGGAAGGGUCCAUGUUGUCAUCACCAGGGGAUAUCACUGCGAUUCCAGAACUCAGUGACGAGAUCAAGUUCCUUAAACCUAAGAAAAUAUUACUUCGGAAGAGCUACAGCAGAGCAUGGUGUACAUUCAAGGACACACAUAUAGCAUUUUACAAGAGCAAGGACGAGUCCCAAGGUGCACCUUUCAUGAGAAUCAACACAAAAGGGUGUGAAAGCCAUCCAGAUUUGAAUAUAUCUUCAAGAAAGUAUGGCAUGAAAUUGUUCGUACCAGAAUCUGAUGGGAUGUCGGAAGUCUGGCUCAGGUUUGAUAUGGAAGAGCAAUACUGUAAAUGGAUGGCAGCAUGUAAACUAGCCUCUCAAGGCAAGACGAUGGCUGAUAGCUCCUAUGAGACAGAAGUUCAGAGUCUGAAGACGAUGCUGAGUCGCCAGCACUUGUCGUCACAGCCAGGUACAUCCCCUACAAUACAGGUGGACAUCAACUCUGAGGACUUCGUGGCUCCACGCUUCUACAAGAAAAUCAAGUCUAAACAGCUACAACAGAGAAUCUUGGAGGCCCAUGCUAAUGUGCAGAACCUGAAUUUAAUUGAUGCUAAGAUGGCCUUCAUCAAGGCAUGGCAGGCCCUACCAGACUUUGGUGUAACCUACUUCAUCAUCAAACAGAAAGGUGCCAAGAAAGAGGAGUUGCUUGGUGUAGCUUACAAUAGGAUCAUCAGGAUGGAUGUUUCAUCUGGAGACUCAUUGAAGACCUGGCGCUACAACACACUGAAAAACUGGCACGUCAACUGGGAAGUAAAACAGGUGUUUCUGGACUUUGAGGGAGAGCGGCUAACUUUUGCAUGUUUAAAUGCUGACUGUAAAGUGGUUCACGAGUACAUAGGAGGCUAUAUAUUCUUAUCAAUGAGAUCACAGGACAAAAACCAGACCUUAAACGAAGAAUUAUUCCACAAACUUACAGGAGGAUGGAAUAAAUCCAUUGUCCUGUGAUCAGAACGCUAGUGCCUAACCUUAUCACAGGUCUUUCUCAAAAUAUUAACAGAUGGAAAUGCCUUACUGAACUGGUCACAUGACAGUCAAUACAACUAGGCACUCAUACAGAGAGAGCUCUCCCAGGAUGUACCACACAAAGACUCCCGUAGGUGGCGCUAGUUGUGUUCACAUUCUGUGUAAACAAAAGGAGGCUCUUAAAUUAACACCUUACAACCAGUCACCAGAAAGAUGACAUGAUAGUCACCCAGUAUAAAUGGUGAAAAGAAGUGGGAAGUGAUGAUAUUGAAAUAAAUUUGUUGAAAUGGUUACUUUCUGAGAAGACCUUAAUGAGUGAAUGUCCCAAAGUGUUCUUUGUAAUCAAUCACCUGAUGUGAAUCAGACUGUCAGGUAUGUCACACUGCUGUCAGUCAAAAGUGGAAAUAUGUGCAACAUUCAUUCAUUAGUGCUGAGACAGUCUUCAUUAUCAACCUUGUGUAGAUGCGCUGUGCAUGCAUGAUCUCCACAUUUUCUUUGUAUACGCAACUUAGCUUCCAUUCUACCCAGGGCUGUCAUUAUUGCUUCGGUUGUACCGGGAGGAAAGUCUAUUUUGUUCCAUCCAGGGAUCCUUUGGAUGCCUUGAUUGAAUGGGGAGGAGGGUCCAUGCCCACUUUUUGUUCCACCUAGGGCUCCCCUGUAUUGUGAGAAGGAUCUAUACCUAAUUCUGUCCCACCUUUGGGCUCCCCUGAUGGCCUGGUUUAUAUGAAGAUAGUCCAUACCCGGUAUGUGACAUCUACAGGUUUGAAGCACAGCUUUUAUAUUUAGACAGACAAGGAUAAUUUCAGUGUGGAAUUUUAUAAAUGGCAUUACUGCUUAAACAUUGUAGAAGUACAUAAACAAAGUGUUAUUUUUAAAAGUCUGUCCUGGUUAUGUAGUUCCUGUGGUCAUAUAACACACAAAACAUGUUUUUUUUCUGAUUAUUUUAUCCAGUGAUCUAACAGCAAAUGAAAACAAAAUGAGUAAGGGGAGAAAACUCUCAUACAUACGUAGGUUCCUUACUGUUUCAAGAAUGCCACUGCCCAUUGGUAACAAUGCUUCCAGUAAUAUCUAGACAAGUUGAAUUUCAUACUCAGGUUACAGAUGUGUAUUACUUAUUACUAUUGAAACGUAGACGUUGACAGUUUCCACGAGAAACAGAUAGGAAGUAGUUUGUAUAUGAAAUGUUUGAGGUCCACUCUGUACUGGAAUGACUCAAACUGUUACCAAGUGUUACCAUGUGUGAUUCAGAGGAUAUAAUCAAGUGGUCUUAUUUAUGGUGUAAGUAGUACAAUUGUUUCAUAAUAUGAGAUACAGUGUUUGAUACGCUAUAUAUAUAAAAAUUACUAAAAUUAUAUAAUUUGUAAAAUGAUUUUGUAUUCUUUUCAAGACAUUUUUAUUAUGAAGUGUGAUUAUAACUUUAUUUUAAUGGAGAUGAAAAUGGCUGUAAAUUUUUAUCCCUGAUUUGUGAUGCUCAUUAAAUGAUGCUAUUCUGUUAUCCUGGUAACCCUGUUGUGGUGCAUUUUAAUGUGUGUACAUACUGGUAUGCAUCACGCUUGUGUCAUUCUUGUCAGUAGGUUUAUGUGUGUUGUAUUGUUUUUAUGUGUGUUUGUAAAAAUAAAUACAACAAAUUUGCAGAGUUAUAUAAAAGCUGUGUACAUUGUAUAGAUAUAUUUAUGUCAUUUUAUAAUAUAUUAUCUGUAUAAAUUAAAAUCACCAAACCAAUUUA